CCCCACCAGCCUGGGAUCACUUUAAAUCAUGUGGCGUAGUGUCAAAUCAUGUAGUGCCUUAUUAUCUAUCCCAGCUUGUAUAGCCACUACUGCAGGAAAAAAGUACUCCAGCCAUCCAGCCAAUGGAGGACGGCGGGGCGGAGAACGCUUUGCGAUUGAACUAAAGGACCGCAGGCAGCUGUACACGAGCAUCCUCUAUUCUCCACACGCGCCCACAUCACACAGUCAAUGGAUUACACCUUCUCUCUCCAAGUGCAACACCAUCUGACCGUGUACCCAACGCACUUAUACGAGGACUACAGCUUAGAGUUACAGAUGAAGUCAACAGAGGUGGAUCAAGGCCUUUUCACAGACAGUUACUGCAAAGUGUGCAGCGCUCAGCUCAUCUCAGAGUCACAGAGAGUGGCACAUUAUGAGAGCCGGAAACAUGCAAACAAAGUUCGUCUGUAUUAUAUGUUGCAUCCAGUAGAUGGGGGAUGUCCGGCUAAGAAGCUCAGAACAGAUGACGGGAGUGAGGAGGGAGAUGUGGAUAAAAACAAGUGCUGUACACUGUGUAACAUGUCCUUUACUUCAGCGGUGGUAGCACAGUCUCAUUACCAAGGCAAGAUCCAUGCUAAAAGACUCAAACUUCUGCUGGGGGAACAGCCUGCCAUAUCAGCCAAAGAGGUGCCACCUAGUCCAGUGAAGACACCCUCUUCAGAAAUCUCACCUUUGAGCUCAACACGUCAGCACCGGGAUUCUGAUCGCUACUGUCAGCUGUGCAAUGCUUGGUUCAACAAUCCUGGAAUGGCACAGCAACACUACGAUGGCAAAAAGCACAAGAAGAAUGCAGCACGUGCAGAACUGCUGGAACAAUUAGGGAAGACUUUAGACAUUGGAGAGAUGAAAGGUACAGACUCUUUACACUUUCUUAGUGGCUGUAUAUGGCUGCAUGAUUAUUUUGCUUUUAGUUCAUUAGAUGAUGAGGCACUGAACUGAAUGAUAAAAUAUUUG
This is a messenger RNA of Carassius auratus (goldfish), 993 nucleotides long. Its product is annotated as zinc finger matrin-type protein 4-like. The record is from RefSeq and is a predicted model, not a curated record. The transcript is spliced from 5 exons. Gene Ontology annotation, molecular function: nucleic acid binding; zinc ion binding. Bases 229 to 978 code for a protein of 249 amino acids. NCBI's taxonomy places the organism in Eukaryota, Metazoa, Chordata, Actinopteri, Cypriniformes, Cyprinidae. Gene Ontology annotation, cellular component: nucleus.